AUGGCCCUUAGGCCAAUUGGCUGGAUAUGUGGAGAGAUUGUCAGGAAAUUUGCUGGACAAGCUGGGGUUAUACAGAGAGCCAUCUUGGAAGUUAUAGAUGAGAUUAGGGAUGAAUUUCCAAAUCUAUUGAGGCUGACACGUUCAAACCAGGUUAACUAUUUUUCUUACAACAAAUUGACUAUUUUUGUUCUAAAUCUAAAAGCUUUUUUAUUUCUAUUUCAGGAAACAAAUCCCAGGGUGCAGAAAUCUGAGUCAGUUAUCACCAGGGUAUUCUAUUCAGCUCAUGGAGCUAUCAUUAUGAAUGGGCUAACUACACUAUCACAGUCUUCAAACUCCAUUGCAAAAGUCUUACAGCCGCAGCUUGUUAGAAAAUUAACAGAGUUAAAUAUCUUAUCACGACGCCUUUUGAGAACAUCAAAUACUCCCAAGCAGCCUUUGUAUAAGAUAAAAGACAAGAAAGUCUUCUUUUAUGAUAUCAUUUCCUACCCAGCAAAGGCUGCCCUUACCAGCUUAAUGUGUGCUUCUUAUGCAGCACUAAUUUUUCUGGCAGUCUCCAUUAACAAAUUGCUGGCAAAAUUAAAAGGCAUCAUUGAAACAGAAGACACUUCUAGAGAAAGCAGCAGUGAAGAUGUGGAUGAAAAUGGAUUUCCCAAAGACCCUGAAGCAACUUCCCCCCUUCAACAAGACUCUUCAAUACUUCCUAUUAAAGUAUCACAAAAGAGUGGAAGCAUCCAUACUCUACUAUCAGCAGUGGAUCAAGAAAGUGAACAAUAA
Molecule: messenger RNA, 774 nt
Organism: Thamnophis sirtalis
Lineage: Eukaryota; Metazoa; Chordata; Lepidosauria; Squamata; Natricidae
Source: RefSeq, a predicted model, not a curated record